Molecule: messenger RNA, 7852 nt
Organism: Chelmon rostratus (copperband butterflyfish)
Lineage: Eukaryota; Metazoa; Chordata; Actinopteri; Chaetodontiformes; Chaetodontidae
Gene: shroom3
Product: shroom family member 3
Exons: 26
Coding region: 411-6641 (2076 amino acids)
Biological process (GO): actin filament organization
Cellular component (GO): apical plasma membrane; adherens junction; cortical actin cytoskeleton
Molecular function (GO): actin filament binding
Source: RefSeq, a predicted model, not a curated record
GAGAGAGAGAGAGAGACGGGGAGAGAGAGAGGAGGUUUGGAUUUGAGUUUGAGCAGAUCUGAUCAGAUCUGACCUUCCUUCAUGGUGAACUUUUACCACUUUCUCCUCUCAGGAAACUUUCUAACCCUCUCUUCGGACUGCGUCGGGUGGUGUCGGGGUGUUGUUGGAGUCUGUCUGCCGGAGUAUCAGCCGCUCUCUGCGCUUCAGGAAUGCACUUUGCAGGAAACGCAGCUCGGUGCUCGGACACCUCCUGCGUUGCUUUUUCUUAACAAGGAGCUGUAAAUGAAUGAAGGAAAUGCGCUGGUGAAGGACAGAUCGUCUUCUUCAGUCUGGUUCCCCCCUCCUCAGUCCGCCGGGCCGCUGCCGGGCUGAGGUCAUUGGAGCCCGGAGUGAGCGCUCCCUGGGCGGGCAUGGAGAGCGGCGGCCGGGCGGGGCUCCAGCAGGCGGCGGGCGCAGGAGAAGGAGGAGGCGGCUGGGUGCUGGUGGAGGCCCGGCUGCAGGGUGGAGCGCCGUGGGGCUUCACCGUGCAGGGCGGCCUGGAGCACGAAGAGCCGCUCAUCAUCUCCAAGGUGGAGGAGGGCGGUAAGGCUGACAGAUUGGAGCAGCCUCUGCUGGUGGGGGAUGAGAUUAUUGUCAUUAAUGACGUGGAACUGACUGGAUACAGACAGGAAGCCAUCGCUCUGGUCAAAGGAUCGUACAAGACUCUGCAGCUCACUGUCCGCAGGGAGUUCGAUCCAGGAUACAUCGAGGAGUUUGGUACUUCACGUCCCUCCCUUCCUGCCCUUCCUCCUCCUUCUCCUCCUCCUCAUUCUUCUCAAUCGCCGCCACCACAACAACAAACGCCACCGUCAUCCCAACACAGCAAACCAUGUACAGCAAGAGGCGUCCAACUACGUAUCAAGAACAGACGCAGUGAGCCGGCGUCCCGUCCUCACUCGUGGCACUCGACGAAGCUCGCUGAAGUUCAGCAGGAAGUGGACCCAGGAGCCAUGGACACGAUGAGCAGUGCCUGGCACCACACCUACCACCCCAGUGCCUCGACCACCGACCUGUCCGGCGGGUUUGACUCUGGGGGGUCCUACCUGAGGAAAAGUCCGGACCAGUACAGCUCCAGGGGCAGCAUGGAGAGCCUGGACCCGCCACUCUCCUCCCAGCAUCACUCUGGAGCUCAGCACCACCACCCACUGGGUCACCACAGCCACAGCGGACCCCACCCCACCUACUCCUCCUGCCACCAGCUAUCCUCUGCCAGGUCCUCCAACAGCAUUGACCACCUCCACAGCAAACGAGACUCUGCCUACUCCUCCUUCUCCACCAGCUCCAGUAUCCCAGAGUACCUUGCCUCCACCCCCUCCUUCAGUCCAGAGCGCUCCUAUUCGCUGGAGGCCGUCUCUCAGAGAGGAGGAGGAAGUGGAGAGAUGCAGCAGGCUGACAUACGUUACAUUCGGACGGUUUACGAUGCCCAACAGGUCCUAUCUCAAGAGCACGAGCUGAGCUCCGCCUCCGCCGCACUGCUGCGCAACAGCGAAUCCAGAAGCGGGGGAGGAGCUAGGGUGGGCCAAAGCCGAGACCUGCAAGUUUCAGUGGGCGGGGUCUGCUACCGUGGCAGCAGCAGCAGCAGUAGCGGCAGCAGCAGUGGUGGCGUAUCAGCUUCAAACAGACACAGCGUGGGCCCAAUAUGGGGCCCCGCAGCCAGCCACAGCUCCUACGAGAGCCUGAAGGGGGCACCACCUCCACCAAGGCGAAGCGACAGCUACGCAGCCAUCAAGAACCAUGAGAGGCCGAACUCCUGGUCCAGUCUGGAACAUGCCAGGUCACUACGGUCUCUGCAGAAGGGUUCCUGGCAUCACUCCAGUGGCCCCGUGGCUUCAGGUGCAGCUAAAGGCUCGUAUGGUGCUGAGGGUCAACUCCACACAGUGAUAGAGAAGAGUCCAGAGAGCAGCCCCACCACAAAGCCCCGGCAGGGCGUAGGGUUUCCCCAGCCUCCUUCCCCUACUGGACGCUCCUCCGGACCUACAGACCCAACCCCCCAGUCUGGGCGGUUCAUUUUGCCCACAGGCAUGUACCCCGUCCCCCAGCCUGAGCCCCACUAUGCACAGAUACCCAGUGCCAGCCCUGGGCCAGGCUCCUCUGGAGUCUACCCUGCCCUGGCCAAGGAGAGCAGCCGACAGCAGCACCAGAGUCUUCAAGGCAUUGGAGGGAGAGAGGAGGGAGCAACAGAAGGGCAGAGGGAUGGAAGAAUGUCAGCAACGGAAAACGGAUACCAAAAUAACACUUCUUCAUCAUACUCCUGUUCCUCUUCUUCAACAUCUGGCUCUACACAGAUCAGAACUCAAGCACACGAGGCAGACAGGCCUCAACAGGAAGAGUCUAACUUUGGACUCUACAGAACCCACCUGGAAACUGUCGGAGGGGGCUCAGAGGGCCAGACGGAGGCUCCAAUGUCCCAAAACCACCAGGGACGUCAUAGUCAGAACUUCCAAGGGUCACAUAGUCAUACAAGCCAGGGACGUCACGGCCAAGUGAUCCAUGACCAGAACCCAGAUUUCCAAAAUGCCCACAUCCAGGUGACAGCUGCUCUCAGGCCCCCAUCCUCUCAAGAGUAUAGGGACCCCUGCACACCUGUUCAAUCCAGGGGAGACAGGACUAGAUCAAUGGACCAGACCAGCAUUCAUUCAGAGCCAGUGGCAUCCUCCAGGCUCGCCCAUGGACAGGGGACAACUACUGACUUACCUGCUCAGCCCCAUGCUGCACCCACCUCUGCCUCCCAGCCUUCUUCCUGUCACCUCAGUGACUCAGCAGCUCUACAGUACCAACACUGGGACCACAGAGAGCGGGACAAGGACAGAGAACACCCACUGACCCGUCUGGAGAUCGCCCUUGCCGAGGUCCAGCGAUGCGCCAGCCCUAACAGUGUAGUCUCUCCCAGUAGUCAUGGCAACAGUAGCUUUGGUGAUGGCAGUCAUGGACCUGCCCGCAGCCUCUCAGUUCUAGAGAAGGUCAGUCGCUUCGAGCGUCGGGAACGGGCCGGAAAGCAGCGCAGUCACAGCAUCACCAAUCCACACAACAAAGUCCCCCAUCUGAGGAUGUCUGAGAAAGGACGUGGUGCAGCCUGUGGAGCAGAUGACCUCAGAAACAUGCUAGAGAGAGCAACCAAUGGGACCAAAGUCCACAGGACUCUGAGCUACAGAGGGGGCAGCAGCGACCACAUGAAAUACAGGACCCCAGCAGAUCCCACCUCAGCCCUCCAGAGGAGCCGCAGCAGCUUCCAGCUAGAACAAUCCAGGGAGGGUGACAGCAGCAAAGACUUCCCCUGGAGACGGGACACCCAAGAGAUGCUGGGAUCCAUGCAGGACACAUCCUUCAACAGAUCUUACAGGGACUCUUUGAAAGAUGCCCAGUCUAAGGUCCUUCGGUCCACCUCUUUCAGACGGAGAGAUCUCAGCUCCUCAAUCAGUCCUCCGCCUCCUACAGCACCUACUCCUGUAUCUUCCUCCAUCAGCCAUCAGCCUCCACCCGUCCCUGCCAAGCACCACUCCUUGGAAAAAAAAGGCCCAAAAACCAUGCCCAAACCACUGGGCAUCCUCAUCACACCACAGUCGCCACCACCGGUCACUUCCCCUCAUACCCCAAAGGAGCGGCAUGUGGUCAGCCCGGAGAUUCGAGGCUCAAGCCCCCCAGCCCUCCCUAGCGUCCCACCGGUUGGACCUCCUGCUCUGAUACGGAUCUGCGGUCGCAAGCGUCUGGCAGCCGACCAGAAGAAACGCUCGUACUCAGAGCCAGAGAACAUGAAUGAGGUCGGUGUUUCAGAUGCUGAGACUGCUGCCCUCUUCAGACGUGGAGGAGAGACCAGCGUGGCAGACCGGCGGAAGAUGUUUGAGCUUGCAGCAAGUCGUGUCACGGAUGGGUCUCUGCAAAAUGCCACGUCAAGGCCCGACUUACGGCAGCUUCAGCACGACGCUCUGGCAGAAUACGUCGAGAGGAAGAGAGGCGUGAAAAGAGAUGAGGGAGGACAGAGGAGUGGAUCAAGGCCUCGCAGUGCUUAUCUACAGCCUGAAAACAGCAACCAUACAGUAUCGUACUGUCACUCAGACACUGUCAGCCUCUCCUCCACCUCCAGCCUGCUCUCCCUCCAGGACCCUGGUCCAGAUCGAAGCCUCUCUCCUGGAGAGAGGCAUCUCUGCUCCACCCUCCCUCCUGGAGCUGAUCUGCGGAGCCUCCAGUCCAACCUCUUCUACCCAGGCAGGGUGACCACUCCGAGGCCUCCAGUGCACCCACAGCCAAGUGCUCCUUCUGGCUCCCCUCCUGAGCUCCAGGCCCAAAUCUCCCAGGAUCUCACCCCUGAAACAGGACUGAGCAGGCAGAGCCAGCCUUCCAGCAGAGACCCAGGUCUGGGCCACCAGCAGCUGGCCUCAGAGCCUCAACUCAACCUGGGACUGCCCAAGCAGCUCAAUGGUGCGCCGCAGAAGGCCAGGUCAGCUCGGGGUUCUGGGAAGUCGGCUUCUGCUGAGGAUCUCCUGGAGAGAUACGAGGAGAAACAAACGAUUCCUCAACACUUUCGCUCUCACUCCUCCCCCACAGGAGAGAGACUGAACCAGGACUUCCCUCCAGGUGAUUUCAGGGUGUUUGGUGUCUUCGCCUCUGAACCUGGACGCUGCUCUGUGGCUGAGGACAGACCUGCAGACAUCCAGGCAUCAGUGGGUCUCAUCUCUCCUCAGCACUCCCAGAACAGUCUGAACACCGUCCAGCCUGCAGGACCUUCUCAAAACCCGGGCUCCUCCCGCACGCCGGUCACUCGCAGGGAGCGACAGAGGAACAGCGAGCGGCAGCGAGCCAGCAGCACCUCCACCUUGGCGGCCUCUGUUGGCCUUCCCUGCCCCUUCUCCCCAUCAGGGACACAGGACGGAGGUAGCGCUGAGUGGCAUGCUAGCGAGAGGCUCAGCCAAGCCAACUUGGUUGCCAUCACCUUCCCAGGCAUCCCGGAAACCGGCACGGGUGAUGGCGUUAACGCUGCUGGACACAAUGAACCCCUGGUGACGGACAGACAGACGAGACACAGUUUGAGUGAUGCCAGCGUGUUAGAAGACACUACAAACGACAUGUACAGAGGGAGAGCCUUCAGUUUAGAGAUGAGAGGAGGCCAUUCAGCAGAAAAUACCAAACGAGUUUCACCAGUGACGCAGACACCACUGCCCCAUUUCCAGCUUGCAGCCCCACCAAACAGGAAGGACAGCGGGAGCACCGCUCCGUCUCCUCCGCCAUCCCCCCAUCCGUCCAUUCAGCAGCACCUGUCCUCACUGCGGAUCUCCGAGUCCAGCCUCUUCGGCUCCAUCGACCAGCAGCAACCAGGCCUAUCGCAGGAGGACUUCGACGAGGUCUUCCUCCAAAAUCCUCCCCCUCCGUCACCUCCUCCGCCAAUCAAAGAGACAAGCAUCAUGGAAGAUUUCCCUCCUCCUCCUCCUCCCCUGGAGUUGGAGCAGGAAGCUGGACACCAGACUGUGACAAGGACCUCAUCCCUCCACUCCCCUCCAAUGUCUCCUUCUUCCUCCAUCUUUCCUCCACCCGUGUCCAGCCUCAUUCCUUCCCCGAAGCCACAGCCCUCCACCAUCACCUCCAUCACCACAUCCACUACAACCAACAGCCUAGGUCUUGAGUACCAGCCCCUGCCCAAGAGGGAAAAGACAUCUGAGGAACUCCGAGUGGAGGCGCUGGCCAGGCAGCUGGUGUUGCAGGACAGCUCUCUGGCGCCCCUCUUGGACACAUGGGGGGGUAAAUCCACAGUAGAGCUCAUGGAGGAGAUCUUUCCAAACAGCAGCUUGGUCGGUAAAUCACCAUGGCAGCGCAGGGGCAGUAGCCGAUUGGAUGACAGAAUCCAAGAUGGUGUCUGUGAUCCUGCUCAGAUCACAGCAGUGGAUCAAAGGAAAGAGACCAAUCUGGAUGAGGAUGAGACAGACCUAAACACCAAGAAGGUGGAGCUGUGCGAGGCUCUGAGGUGCAGCGUGGCAGCACUGCGACAGGAGAAGGAGGUGCUCUGUGAGGAGCAGAGAUGUCACCAGGCACUAGGGGCGAGCAUCGAGGCACUGGUGCAGGAACGCCUCAAACCCAACGAGCGGGACAAGUACAGCAUGUUCAUUGGAGACCUGGAGAAGAUUGUGAACCUGCUGCUGUCGCUGUGCAGCAGGAUGUCGAGGAUCGACAGAUCUCUGCUGGCUCUGCAGAGAGAGGAGCUAACGCAGGAGGACACAGCAGGGGAGAGGGACUCCCUCCAACACAAACGCUCUCUGCUCCUCAGUCAGACUGAUGAUGCUCGGGAGCUGAAGGAGAACUUGGACCGGCGGCAGCGCGUGGUCCAGGCCAUCCUGUCCGGCUACCUCACUGAACCGCAGCUCCAGGACUACCGCCGCUUCGUCAGCACCAAACCCUCCCUUCUGAUUCGCCAGCGCCAUCUUGACGACCUGAUACGGCGGGGGGACGAGCAGCUGACGCGAUUGGCCGAGAGCCUGCCGCAGGAGCUGGCCGAGGCCCACGGCUGGUCGAGGCCGUGUCUGUUCUCGUCAUCGAGCCCCGCCCCCUGCUCUUCUCCUUUUCCCCCGCUGCUUCCAGCCCACUCAGUCAGGUCCACCACUGUGACAUCACUGUGAUGUCAUGGACAGGCCGUCAUUACAAGUGGCAGCGAGGGGAGGGAAAUCAAGAAGAGACAGCUGACUCCUUAAAAACUCACCCGGAGCUCCAGUGAUGCUCUAAAUUGAAGGAACUCUACAUGAAGGAAGAGCAGGCCUGAAACAGGCUCUGUUCACACUGAAGCAACUAUGCAGACUUCACACAUGAAGAAGAAAAGCCUUUAAUGUGCCUCAGUCUAUCAACACCCGACUGUACGCUACACCUCUGUUCACCUUAACAUGAGCAAUCAGUGCUGUGUGGACUAAACUGACUGCUGCCAACAUCUGGAAUCACCCUCUGCUCUGAAAGGUGAUUUUAAGGGCCACCAAGUGUUUUCAGGUUGGAAGUUCAUCAGAUACUUCAAAGGACAACUCCAGUGUUACGGUUAAUCUGCUGCAGCCACCCAGCUCUCAGUAAAGAAAUGGAAAAUUCAGCUAUCCUAUCUGUGUUUAAUUUGCCGGAUAGAUUCAAAGAACAAAAAACAAAUGUUUCCAUAAUACGACAGAGGACCUCUUCAGCUGCAGUUCCAGCCCUGCAUUCACCAACAGCAUGAGUUCUCCUCAGCUGAAGGAGCCAGAGAGGUUUCAGAGAACUGACCAGAGUCCUGGUGCAGACUGCUUAUACAGCAGCCUGACUCAAUAGUAAGAUGACGGGAAGUUAGCGCCGACGGCAUAACAACACAGACGGUGCUUUCAGGAAUCUCCAGGAAUCCUUUUUCCUGAUGACGAGACAAAGUGAGCAGGUCCUCUCCCAAAGACGAAACACUGUCACCUUUAAAAUGAAAUAGACUUUUGUCAUCUUGUCAAACUCCUCAGAGAUUUUCACACGGCCUGCUCAGCUUUUCGCACAUGAAUAGUCAGCCUACAUGAAUAAACGAACACCAAAAUUGGAGAGACGCUGUUUUUCUUUUACCGCUAUGAGAAGAAUCCAAACUUUGAGAUAAUCAGAGACACCUGAAGGGCGACUGCUUCAAGAGAACUGCUCUGAUCACUGUCACAUGAUACUGUAACACUACUACUGUCACUACUGUCUGUACGUCUGGAGCUUGUAGCACUUUUUAACAGUUUGACUACUGUUUGCAGCAGAUUUUACACUGAAUGAUAAACAUUGUUCCACUUGUGCCUCUUUAAAGGUGGAUGUGAUGAAACAUUUUAUGUAAAAAAAAAAAAAAAGGAAAAAUUCAGAUUCCAAA